Messenger RNA from Bactrocera tryoni, 984 nucleotides. RefSeq lists its product as uncharacterized. Lineage: Eukaryota; Metazoa; Arthropoda; Insecta; Diptera; Tephritidae. The record is from RefSeq and is a predicted model, not a curated record. The transcript has 4 exons. The coding region runs from base 1 to 633 and encodes 210 amino acids.
AUGUUGCCUAUUGUGACACAGCUGAAGAUUUUCUUAUUGCUCUUUGUGCUGCACACACAAGCGCAUCCGAUUACCAACAGCAAUGAUGCAGCGCUUGCGCAAACCGCAGUGGACAAUACCAAGCUUUUGUUUGAGGUCAAUGGUGGCUCCGUCCAAAACACGCCCAUCGCAGAAGACACGGCGACGGCUGGCGACAGUAGUCCAAACUUUCGCGUCGACGAAGCGCAGCUGGCGGAGUACACGGUGCAUUCACAAGCCGAGGAAGGCGGUAGCAGCAGCUCUGGUGGAUUUAGGAUCUCUUUGUUGCCGUCGCAAGAAAAGACUGCCGAGUCGGUAAAUCUGGAACAAGAAGGCAUACCGUCAAAAGUACUUAGCACAUAUGACAAAACCCAGAAGAAGGUGGCCGAUUUGACCAAUCUGGAACCUAUUGUGGACACCAUUAGUGAGCAUGAGAAAUAUGGCAAUAACGGUGAUAUGUUUGAUGGCAUAGCGCGCUCAAUUGUGAACGGUUACGAGGCUUUUUCGAAUCUGCUCAACGCUUUAAUACAGAAACCGAAGGAUAUCGCUCGUUCUAUUUCGAAAGGCAUUACGGCACAGCUGGAUGUUAUUGGUGGCAAAAUUGUUGGAUUAUGAAAAUAUCCGAUUUUAUUAUAAAGUUUAAAUUUUACUUAAGUUAGAAUUAGUUGUUGAUUGUUUGUAUUAUUUUUAUUGUAUUUUUAGUUCUCAAUAAAUAAUUUAUUAGUUGUUUUAACAUAUAAUUGUUGUUUUUUUUGGUUUAGGUGGAUAAAUUCUAUAAGACAAGCAAUUUUAAUUUAUACUAAGCAACUUGUUUUGAAUAAUAAAAAAUUUUUAGAAACAAAAAUGCCAAAGCAAAUCAAAUAGGAAUGUUUUACUAUUAUCAAAUCGAUAAUAAUUCUAAAAUUGUAUUCAAAUGAAAAACAAUAUGAAAUGUGUUCACUUUUUAUAGCAAAUGCAAGUAAUUUU